Messenger RNA from Stylophora pistillata, 2034 nucleotides. Its product is annotated as solute carrier family 68 member 1. The record is from RefSeq and is a predicted model, not a curated record. NCBI's taxonomy places the organism in Eukaryota, Metazoa, Cnidaria, Anthozoa, Scleractinia, Pocilloporidae.
CAUAACCCAUAAAUGUUUUAUAGGGAGAUCGCGAACACCAGUAGUUUAUAAUUUUAAUGGCUUAGAACGGGAGGAAGUUAUUUAUUUUGAUUAUCUAGCGAACAAAAUGUACCAUAAGGCACUUGCAGUCCGUUUAGCGUAUGGUUCCAUGUCACUUUUCAUAGCGAUUCUCCAUAAUGUUUUCCUUCUGUAUUACGUCGACAUAUUUGUUUCCGUUUACAAAAUCGAUCGCAAUUCCUUUUGGCUCGGAGAGGCAAUAUUUCUGGUAUGGAAUUCUCUCAAUGAUCCACUGUUUGGCUGGCUGAGUGACCAUAGAGCCCUCGGGAAGGAUCAGUCAGGCAUGAGCCAAUCAGAGAUUAUACAAAAGCGUUUUAGGUCACUUUUAAUGUAUGGACCACUGUUUACACUAUCUUUCUUAUGCAUAUGGUUCCGCUGGGGUCAUCCAUCGAUCCAGUUUGUUAUCUGUCUGUGUUUGUAUGAUGGUUUCCUAACAAUGAUCGACUUGAACCAUCUGGCAUUGCUUGCUGACUUGGCUUUGUCGUCAGAAGAUCGCACCACUCUUAACUGGUACUGUUCAGUGUUCAGUGGAUGUGGCUCAUUGUCUGUGUUCCUGUCAUACCAGUUUUGGGAUAGAGACAAUAUGGUUCCGUUUCAUAUAUUUUGUGCUAUUCUCACCAUGUUCUCCUUGACUGGAUUUCUGGUCAGUUCUUUUUUGCUUAAAAAGCACUUUGCCACUAAGAAAGUUAAAGUGGACACUCCUGACCAAGAGGAAAGGAAAGAUGUCCAAAUAUCCACUGUUUCAGAUGCUGAUCAGACCCUUGAGCUAAAGAUUUUUGUCAAGCAAUUGAUGAAUCAUUCAAACUUCAUUUGGUUUGCUCUUAUGAACUUAAUACAGGUGUUUCACUGCCAUUUCAACAGUAACUUCUUUCCCCUGUUUCUCGACAAAUUACUGGGAGACUCAAUUUCGCCUCAGACAGGCGCCAUUUUGUUGGGCGUGUCCUUCGUCGCCCCUCAUAUCAACAACUUAUAUUUCCUGGGUCUGUGUCGUCGCUUUGGCGUCUACACUGUAAUAAAGUGGUUAUUUUACGUCAAGCUCUCUCUAAGCGUAAUCAUGCUUAUGGUCGGUCCCAAUUGGCCUGGCUUGCUUUGUUUUUACAUAGCAAGCAAUCGUGUCUUCACCGAAGGAACAUGCAAACUACUGAAUCUGAUUAUCAGUGAUCUUGUCGACGAAGACUUUGUUCUUCACAAUCGUAAACAAGCUAUAUCAGCAUUGAUAUUUGGAACUUCUGCACUCUUCUCUAAACCUGGCCAAACGCUAGCUCCUCUGAUUGGAACAUGGCUUCUGGCGGAGCAAACAGGCCAUUCUCUCUUUUACUCCGACGAUCUUUGGGCGUCUUCUUCAACCGACAGAACUAGUUUCCACGAUAGUGCAAAUAGCACUUUACGCUGGGGCUGCUUUUAUGUACUUGUAUACGUGCCUAUCGCGUGCGCGUGUUUUCAGAUUCUCGUUUGGACGAGGUUUAAACUUCACGGCAGCAGAUUGCAAUGGGUCAAACAAAUGCGCGAAGGACCCUGGUUCCCCUUCUCGGAGGUUUAGAAUUUUUUCGAAAAAAGAGGGUUUUUAUUCAUGGAAAUCGUAGAUAAAACCAGGGCAAUUAACUGAGGGUAAACGUAUCUGAUAUUUUAAAAGAAUAAGGACUAAAAUCAAAUAUGCGCCAGUGGAACCAACGUGCCGGGUUUUCGAGCGCUUUUGCUCUCAGUCGUGUUGUUAGUUUUUGAGAAAUUAAUUUUGAAAGAGGAGGGAACAACCUAUUUCAGAUCAUAUCAAAAUAGAUAUAUUUUGGUAAUACAUGUAUAAAGAGAAAGGUAUGAGGAAUACGAAAUGUCUUUAAAUUGUUCUCCUUCAAACAUCGUGUCUUUCCUCUCCGUUUUCUUUGUUGAGGGUAUUUGCACGUAAUUAUGACAUAAAUUAAUUCAGGAAUACCUGAUUGAGUCGGCGGUGAACAGAUUUUAUUAAAGAUGGUUAUUACAUAG